Messenger RNA from Neospora caninum, 519 nucleotides. RefSeq lists its product as hypothetical. Bases 1 to 519 code for a protein of 172 amino acids. The record is from RefSeq and is a predicted model, not a curated record. The transcript has 2 exons. NCBI's taxonomy places the organism in Eukaryota, Apicomplexa, Conoidasida, Eucoccidiorida, Sarcocystidae.
AUGCUGAAAUCGAUUUAUGCCGAAGCGCCACUCGUUGGACAUCGACACCGCUCAAGCAGGCGUCACCACAAUGGAGAUGCGCAUCUGCUUUGCGAACAGGUUGUGCAACCAAGACAAUGCCCGGUGCCGCCGCCUGUUGGUGUGAUUGGGCCGGCAAAAGACCCCACAGGUGUUCCUCCACUUGAACUUCCUCAGUCCGCCGUCGACAACUUCAUCUUUCACCCAAUCGUCGAGGAAGUGGAGGAAUACACCCACGACAGCAUUGAUGGAUCCGGCGCGAAGUCAGGUCCGUUGCUCCGGGCGCUGCUGUCUUUGGUGUCAUUCGAGACGGAUCCAGAUUUUUACUUCCUCCUCCUGUCUCCCAUGCUCCAAUGCUUUAACAGCGAGAAUGUGGAGGCGCACGAGCGGCAUAACUGCUCGUCCGUGAGCAUCGACACAGGCGACGUUUUUAGUGCGCUGGAGAGGAAUCGGCUCCCACCGGCUGGCGAAGGCGUGCAACACUUGACUCGGCAAGCCUAA